Micromonas pusilla CCMP1545 is the source of this 1641-nucleotide messenger RNA. It is a transcript of the gene BAM1, whose product is annotated as glycoside hydrolase family 14 protein. The record is from RefSeq and is a predicted model, not a curated record. The transcript is spliced from 2 exons. Lineage: Eukaryota; Viridiplantae; Chlorophyta; Mamiellophyceae; Mamiellales; Mamiellaceae. Gene Ontology annotation, molecular function: beta-amylase activity. Gene Ontology annotation, biological process: polysaccharide catabolic process. Bases 1 to 1641 code for a protein of 546 amino acids.
AUGUACUCCAGAGACGUCCUGGACGGCGACCACUUUCCGAUCGUGCACGACUUUUCAUACGCCGCGUCGCCGACGCCCGUCUUCGUCAUGCUGCCCCUCGACGUGGUCACGCGCGAUGGCGUCCUACAACACGGCAAGGCGCUCGAGGUGAGCCUCAAGACGCUGAAGAAGAUUGGCGUCGAGGGCGUGAUGAUCGACGUGUGGUGGGGGAUCGUCGAACGCGACGGCCCGGGGUCGUACGACUGGGACGCGUACUUGACCCUGAUGGAGAUGGUUUCAAACGCCGGGUUGAAGCUCAACGCGGUGAUGUCGUUUCACGCGUGCGGCGCCAACGUCGGCGAUUACUUCGAGGUGAAGCUCCCCGGGUGGGUCCUCGAGGCCGCCGUGGACGACCCGGACCUGUUCUUCACGGACCAGUACGGGUACCGCAACCCGGAGGUCAUCUCGUUGUGGGCGGACAACGCGAAGACGCUCGAGGGGCGGACGCCAUUGGAAUGCUACGGCGACUUCAUGCGGAGCUUUCGAGAUUCGGUAGAGGCGGCGGGGCUGACGGAGACCCUCUCGGAGAUCUCCGUCGGCUGCGGGCCGUGCGGCGAGCUUCGAUACCCGGCGUACCCGGAGAACAAGCAGCGCCAGCAGUCGUCGCAGUGGCAGUUCCCCGGCAUCGGCGAGUUUCAGGCGCGUUCUAUCUCACACUGGUUCCCAUACGACCGCUGCUACGACCAGCGCGCGCUUGGAAAUCUCGCGCGCGCGGGGAGCGAGGCUGGCCACAUCGAGUGGGGCGGCGCGGGGCCGCACGACGCGGGCGGGUACAACAACCUCCCGCACGAGACCGGGUUCUUCCGCGCGCACCUCGGGUCGUGGGACACGGAGUACGGGCAGUUUUUCCUCUCCUGGUACAGCGGCGAGCUCGUGGAGCACGGCGAUCGGAUGCUGCAGUGCGCGCGCGGCGUUUUCGGCGCCAGCGACGACGGCGUACAGCUGGCGCUGAAAUGCGCGGGGGUGCACUGGUGGUAUAACUCGAGGUCGCACGCCGCGGAGCUCACCGCGGGGUACUUCAACACGCGGAGCGGGGACUACGCGCCGGAGCGGGACGGGUACGAGCCGAUCGUGAAGAUUUGCGCGAAGCACGAGGCGAGGCUGAACUUUACGUGCGCGGAGAUGCGAGACAUCGAGCAUCCCUUCUUUUCGCGCUGCGGGCCGGAGGGACUGCUUCGACAGAUUCGCGCCGCCGCGGGGCGGCACGGCGUCAAGGUGGCGGGCGAGAACGCGCUGUGUCGCUUCGACCAGGACGCGUACGAUAAGAUCAUCACGAACUGCCGCGGGGAAGGGAACGAGAGCGCGCGGUGGGAGUCGGGCGCGCUUCUGCCGCCGAUGGCUUCGUUUACGUUUCUUCGCAUGACGCGCGAGCUCUUCGAGGAUGACAACUUCAACUCGUUCGUGCACUUCGUCACGAGGAUGGCGAACGAGACGGGCGUGGACGUCGACGGCGCGGAAGGGGGCGAGCGGACGAGAGAGCUCGUGAAGCCAGAGCGCGUCAUGGAGUCGCUGCAUCGAAGCGCGGGCGGGUUGAACCUGCACGACUUGAGGCAAGAGACGGCCAGCGGGCUCGUUGCCGCGCAGUUUUCAGAUCAUAUUUGA